This is a messenger RNA of Vidua macroura (Pin-tailed whydah), 4473 nucleotides long. It is a transcript of the gene ARHGEF10L, whose product is annotated as Rho guanine nucleotide exchange factor 10 like. The record is from RefSeq and is a predicted model, not a curated record. Lineage: Eukaryota; Metazoa; Chordata; Aves; Passeriformes; Viduidae. Gene Ontology annotation, cellular component: cytosol. Gene Ontology annotation, biological process: positive regulation of stress fiber assembly; SREBP signaling pathway; actin cytoskeleton organization. Bases 125 to 4000 code for a protein of 1291 amino acids. Gene Ontology annotation, molecular function: protein binding; guanyl-nucleotide exchange factor activity. The transcript is spliced from 29 exons.
CGGGAUCCCGGGGACAGCGGAUCCCGCCGGGAUCGGCGAUUCCCGGCCCGCGGCCCAUGCGGACACCGAGCGGCGGCCGCGGCCUGCCCAGGAACGCCCCUGGAGCAGCUGAGCCCCCCCCGCCAUGGCCUCGCCCCCCCCACCCGCAGUAGGAUCUCCCCCGGAUCCCCCCGGCCCCGCGGGGAUGGAGGAGCUGGGCCAGGCCUUCGCCUUCGAGGACAGCGAGGAGGAGGAAGAGGAGGAGGGGGAGGACGAGGACUCGGAUUCAGGAGCUGAUCCCUGCCCUGAUCCCGGAGCUGAUCCCGGUGCCGACGUCGCUCUCCAGGCGCCUCCGCGCCGGCGGCGCCCGCCCAGCUCCGAGGGGCUGGAGCCAGAGACCAAGGAAGGGAUCCUGCCACAGGUGAGCAACGGCGAGGCCGGAGGAGAUUCCCAGAUCCGGAGCCGCACCUGGAAGAGGGAGAGCAUCUGCCAAGGGGAGCGUUUCUCCUUCCCGGAGGUGGAGGACGAGGUCAUCUACGACGACGUUCCCUGCGAGGGCCUGGAUGUGGAGCAGGACGGCGCGGGGCUGAUCUACGCCGAGGUGCAGCGCGGGGAGGGGACGCGCCUGGGCCAGGACCUGGGCUGGAGCUCCAGCGAGUUCGAGAGCUACAGCGAGGGCGAGUCCGGAGAGGAAUCCCGGCCGGAAUCGCGGCGGGACGCGGAGCCGGCCAAGCUCCGGGCGGCGUUCCAGCCCAAGCUCUCUCCAGACCUCCAUAAACUCAAGGAAAAAUGCGCCAGGACUAAGCGGGAGCUCCUGGCUCUGAGAGUUGGGGGGAAGGAAAUGCAGGAGCUGAAGCACAAAUCCGAUUGGAAGGUGUCGCAGCUGAUGCGGGCGGCGCGCAGCGGCACCAAGGACGGGCUGGAGCGCACGCGCAUGGCCGUGCUGCGCAGGGUCACCUUCCUGCAGCGCCGCGACGGCCCAGGGGAUGGGGAGCGCAGGAGGAGCGCGGCCGAGGCGGAGAAGCCGCCGCGCUCCCGCCGGAGCUCCCGGGUUUCCCUGGAGCAGCCGAGGGCAGGGGACUCGGAGGAGGAGGACACCGGCUUCCUGGAGGUCACCGUGUCCGACAUGAGGCACCCCCCGCCCGAGCUGGGCCCCGCGCCCGAGGGGCUGAGCCCGCAGCAGGUGCUCCGCCGGCACAUCCUGGGCUCCAUCGUGCAGAGCGAGCGCAGCUACGUGGACUCCCUGAAGCGCAUCCUGCAGGAUUACCGGAACCCGCUGCUGGAGAUGGAGCCCAAGGUGCUGAGCGCCCGCAAGUGCCAGGUGGUGUUCUUCCGCCUGAAGGAGAUCCUGCAGUGCCACUCCAUGUUCCAGAUCGCCCUGGCCUCGCGCGUGGCCGAGUGGGACUCCAACGAGAAGAUCGGGGACCUCUUCGUGGCCUCGUUCUCCAAGUCCAUGGUGCUGGACGUCUACAGUGACUACGUCAACAACUUCACCACGGCCAUGUCCCUGAUCAAGAAGGCCUGUCUGACCAAACCUGCCUUCCUGGACUUCCUCAAGAAGCGGCAGAUGGCCAGCGCUGACCGCGUCACGCUCUACGGGCUGAUGGUGAAGCCCAUCCAGAGGUUCCCUCAGUUCAUCCUCCUCCUGCAGGACAUGCUGAAGAACACCCCGCGUGGCCACGCCGACCGCCUGUCCCUGCAGCUGGCGCUGACCGAGCUGGAGACGCUGGCCGAGAAGCUCAACGAGCAGAAGCGCUUGGCCGACCAGGUGGCCGAGAUGCAGCAGCUCAGCAAGAGCAUCAGCGACCGCAGCAGCUUCAACAAGCUGCUGAGCUCGGGGCAGCGGCAGCUGCUGCUGUGCGAGACGCUGACCGAGACGGUGUACGGGGACCGCGGGCAGCUGCUCAAGUCCAAGGAGAGGAAGGUGUUCCUGCUCAGCGACCUCCUGGUCUGCGCCAACGUCAACUUCAAAGGCCAGCUGGAAAUCAGCAGCCUGGUGCCCCUGGGCCCCAAGUACGUGCUGAAGUGGAGCACGGCCCUCCCGCAGGUGCAGGUGGUGGAGGUGGGCCAGGAGAGCGGCGCCGGCGACAAGGACAGCGCCGCGGCCGUGGCCAACGCCGGCGCCCGCCGGCACGCGCCCGCCGGCCAGGCCGCGCACAAUAAGGUCUACCUGGGCCCCCCGCGGCUCUUCCAGGAGCUGCAGGACCUGCAGAAGGACCUGGCAGUGGUGGAGCAGAUCACGCUGCUCGUCAGCACCCUGCACGGCACCUACCAGAACCUGAACAUGACGGUGGCGCAGGACUGGUGCCUGGCCCUGCAGAGGAUGAUGAAGGUCAAGGAGGAGGAGAUCCACUCGGCCAACAAGUGCCGCCUGCGGCUGCUGCUGCCCGGGAAACCGGACAAGUCCGGGCGCCCCAUCAGUGUCAUGGUGGUGUUCAUCACGCCCAGCCCCCUGAGCAAGAUCUCCUGGGUGAACCGGCUGCACCUGGCCAAGAUCGGCCUGCGGGAGGAGAACCAGCCGGGCUGGCUCUGCCCCGACGAGGACAGGAAGAGCCGAGCUCCCUUCUGGUGCCCCAUCCUGUCCUGCCACAUUCCAGCCUUCUCCUCCAAAGCCUUGGAUCUGCAGCUCGGAGCCGCUGUCCACAAUCCCGUCCAUUCCUCGCUCCUGGGGUUCUCGGCCGUCAGCACCUCCCUGCCCCAGGGCUUCCUGUGGGUGGGAGGGGGGCAGGAGGGGGCGGGGGGGCAGGUGGAGAUCUUCUCCCUGAACCGCUCCGUGCCCCGAACCGUCAAAUCCUUCCCGGUGCCGGCCCCGGUGCUGUGCAUGGAAUUCAUCCCGGAGCCGCAGCCCGAGGAUCCCGCGGAGCAGGGAAUGGCCCCGGACCCGGCCCCCAACGCCCCCCACCCCGCAGUGUGCCUGGGGCUGCAGGACGGGAGCCUGCUGGUGUUCGGGGCGGUGGCGGCGGGGACGCCGGUGCUGCAGUGCUGCCGCGUGCCGGGCGCGGUGCCCGUGCUGUGCCUGCGGAACAGCCCCGGCUUCCUGCUGGCCGGGCUGCAGGACGGGAGCGUGGCCGCCUUCCCCCGCAACCACGAGGGUCUGUGGGACGCGGGCUCGGUGCGGGUGCUGCGGGUGGGGCCGGGCCCCGUGCGGGCGCUGCUGGCGCUGGAGGAGUCGCUCUGGGCCAGCUCCCAGAACCUCGUCAGCGUCCUGGGAACACCCGAGCUGCAGAGCCAGCACUGUUUCGAGGCGCACCCCGACCCCGCGGCGGCGGUGACGCUGAUGGUGCGGGCGGGCAGCGGCGUGUGGAUGGCCUUCGCCCAGGGCUCCUCCAUCCGCCUCUUCCACACCGAGACCCAGGAGCACCUCCAGGAGAUCAACGUGGCCACCAGGACCACCCUGCUGCUGCCCGGGCAGAAGCUCGUGCGCGUCACCAGCCUCCUGCUGUGCCAGGGCUCGCUCUGGGUGGGGACGGAUCUGGGAAUCAUCGUCCUGCUGCCCGUGCCGCGCCUGGAGGGCAUCCCGAAAAUCACCGGGAAGGGGAUGGUGUCCCUGAACGGCCACGCCGGCCCCGUGCAGUUCCUGGCGCUGGCUCUGAGCACUUUGGCCCCCGACGCCCUCCGGGCCGAGCAGGACGAGCCCGACGAGGCCGAGGAGGAGAAAUCCCCGGAUCCGGAGGGGCUCCAGCCGCGGGAAAUGCGGAAAAAAGGGAUUUUGUUACAAUACCGGCUGCGCUCCACGGCCCACCUGCCCGGCCAGCUGCUCUCCGUGCGGGAAGCGGCGCCGGGAACGCCGGGAACGCCGGGACACGCCGAGGAGGACGGAUCCAUCUACGAGCUGGCCGAUGAUCCCGACGUGUGGGUGCGGAGCCGGCCCUGCUCCCGGGAUUCUUCCCGCAAGGAAAUCUCCUCCGUGGCCAUCGUCUCCGGAGGCCGCGGGUACCGGGAUUUCCGGGCGGAAUCCGCGCGCCGCUCCGGAGCUGCCGACAGCUCCCUGCUCAUCUGGCAGCUCCCGCUGGCGCUGUGAGCCCGCCCGGAAUUCCCGAAUUUCCUACCUCAGGAGUCCCCCGAAUUCCCGGGAGCGGCGCCGCCCUGGGCGCUUGAGCCACUGCGAGGAAAAAACUGGGAAAAACGCGGGAUUCUCCCCCAGAUCCAGCGGAUCUGGAGUUGGGAGCGGCGGGGUUUUCCCGGUUUCCCUGCGUGUGUGUGUGUGUGUGUGUGUGAGUAAUCCCUAGAGAUAGAAAUCCCUGGAUUAUAAAUAGGCUGUAAAUUAUUACCUGUAAAAAGAAGGAAUCUGUAUAUAUUGGGAAUGCUGGGAAGAGCGGGAGCAGCUCCCGAAAAAGCGGCUCCGGCUGCAAUAUCCACUCCUGUUCCCGACUGGGAAUUUGAGGAUCUGGAAUUUGAGGUACUGAAAUCCCCUGGAUUUGGGAGCCGAGCCCGCUCGGCUUCCCGAGGAAAGGAAAACAGGGGAAGUGUGGAAAUAAAUCCCAUAGGAAUGGC